UUGCGACUUUGCAAGUCGACUGUUUAACCUUCACCGGGUGGUGACGGCUGUACGAUUUUUCAUUCGUGAUCGUUGGGCGACAACCGAAAUCGCUGUUUUUCUGGUCCAUCCAGUCCGUUUUACAGCAUCGUUCAAGAUGGCAAUCGGUGACUAUCCGGCCGAGUAUAAUCCAAAAGUCCAUGGACCGUACGAUCCUGCUCGUUACUACGGAACACCCGAUACACCUUUCAGCCAAUUAAAACUCGGAGAGGUCACUGAAUGGGUGGGACGUCGUAACAAAUCACCAAAAGCAAUUGCUGGAUUAUUUUCGCGUGCCUAUUGGCGUUGGUCACAUAAAUAUGUUCAACCAAAACGUACAACAGUUGCUCCAUUAAUCCAUAUUCUUGCUGGUUCAAUGUUGUUCUUCUACACUAUUAACUAUGGCAAAUUUGUGCAUCAUAGAAACUACAAGUACCAUUAAUAUUGUUAAACAUUUAACAGCAGAAUUUAUAUUAUUAGAUUAAUAAAAAUGGUUUAAAACACUUAUACAAUAAAAUAAAAAUACAUGUAUUUCAAAAAACAUAAUAUCUUUUUUUUUUAGUUAGUAUCAAUUUGUAAUAUUUAUAGACAUUAAAAAAUUAUACUU
Molecule: messenger RNA, 625 nt
Organism: Diuraphis noxia (Russian wheat aphid)
Lineage: Eukaryota; Metazoa; Arthropoda; Insecta; Hemiptera; Aphididae
Product: putative ATP synthase subunit f, mitochondrial
Biological process (GO): proton motive force-driven mitochondrial ATP synthesis
Cellular component (GO): proton-transporting ATP synthase complex
Molecular function (GO): proton-transporting ATP synthase activity, rotational mechanism
Source: RefSeq, a predicted model, not a curated record